Megachile rotundata (alfalfa leafcutting bee) is the source of this 1290-nucleotide messenger RNA. It is a transcript of the gene Y-y, whose product is annotated as yellow-y. Gene Ontology annotation, cellular component: extracellular region. Lineage: Eukaryota; Metazoa; Arthropoda; Insecta; Hymenoptera; Megachilidae. The record is from RefSeq and is a predicted model, not a curated record.
AUGUUGCACGGGUUAGUGAUAGUCAGUUUGCUAUAUUUGGCAAGUGAAGGUGUUGGGGGUCUGCAAAAAUGGUCCACACAAUUUGGUCAGGCACCACUUUUGGAAAGAUUUUCCUGGAGAGAAUUGGACUUCGCUUACCCGGAUGCAGCCAGCAGAAGAAUGGCGAUGAUGAAGGGAGAAUUUAUUCCUGAGAAUGCGCUGCCCGUUGGAAUAGAAAUAUGGAGGAAUAAGCUGUUUGUUACCGUUCCAAGAUGGCGUAAUGGUAUACCAGCAACGUUAAAUUACAUAUCACUGGACACAAAUCGAGGAGGUUCGCCAAAACUUACCCCUUAUCCUAACUGGGCGCAAAAUAAAGCCGGUGCUUGUGGAAGUGCAAUUACCACUGCUUACAGAAUACACGCAGAUAUUUGCGACAGACUUUGGGUACUGGAUACUGGUACCAUAGGUAUUGGAAAUACCACCAUACAAGCAUGUCCCUACACUCUGAAUGUCUUUGAUCUGACCACUGAUAAAAUUCUGAGACAGUACAGGCUUAAAGCUGAGGACAUCAACAUGAAUACUUUCAUCGCGAACAUAGCAGUCGAUUUGGGUAAAGGUGGCUGUGAUGACGCGUACGCCUACAUGUCUGACGAGCUUGGAUACGGUUUAAUUGUUUAUUCCUGGGAACAGAAUAAGUCUUGGCGCAUUACGCACAGUUAUUUCAUGCCAGAUCCUUUGGCUGGUGAUUAUAACAUUGGCGGUUUAAAUUUCCAAUGGGGAGAGGAAGGGAUUUUCGGGAUGAGCUUAUCUCCAAUCACUGCGGACGGAUUUAGGACACUGUUCUUCCAUCCUCUUAGCAGCAGGAGAGAAUUUGCUGUUUCUACCAAGAUUCUCAGGGAUGAAGAUUUGUCUCAAGACAGUUAUCACGAGUUCCAGGUACUUCCAGAAAGAGGACCACUUGGUCACUGUACUGCCUCUGUUAUGGAUGACACUGGGCUUCAGUUUUUCAAUCUUAUCGAUCAAAAUGCAGUAGGUUGUUGGAGCUCUUUACUCCCAUAUGCUCCUGAAAAUCAAGCACUCGUAGCAAAACAUGAUGACGCUUUAAUAUUCCCAGCUGACGUCAAGGUGAAUCGUGGCGUCCUGUGGAUUAUAUCUGACAGAAUGCCAGUUUUCCUGCUCUCGACUUUGAAUUAUACCGACGUGAACUUCAGAAUAUUAACAGUCCCAGUUCGAGAUGCGAUCGCUGGUACAGUUUGCGAGAGCUCACCCUGGGGUUAUGUUAAUACUAAUGCAUUAUGGUGGGAACAAUGA